AUGCCUACUGUUAUUGUCGUUGGAGGUCCAGCUGGAACUGGUAAAACAACACAAGGUGAAUUGCUUGCAAAACAUUACCAAUGUCCAUUCAUAGAGGGAGACUCGUUGCAUCCCCAAGCCAACAUCGACAAGAUGUCACGAGGGGAGCCAUUGACUGAUGAGGACAGAUGGGGCUGGCUUGCCAAACUAGCUCAAGAAGCUGGAGCAAAAGCCAAGUCAGAUCCAAGUGGCAAAAGCGUGGUGUCCUGUUCAAUGUUGAAGAAAGUGUAUCGUGACUACAUCAAGCAAAGUGCGUCGUCAGAAUCAUCAUCAUUGGCGCAUCUGGGUCAAGACACUGCCAAUUUGAAGUUUAGGUUUGUAUUUCUCUACACCACUUUUGAAGAAUUAGUGAAGCGGGUUGAGAAUAGAAAAGGACAUUAUAUGAAAUCCGAUAUGGUCAAAUCUCAAUAUGAUAUUAUGGAGAUUCCUCAAGGCAUAGAGUUGUUGAGCAAUGGAGGUGAGGCUGUAAGUGUUGAUUCUACCGGUAAAACAGAAAAAGUCAUAUUUGAUGAUAUCUUAGAACAAUUGAGCUUGCCAAAUGAAGCAUAG
Lodderomyces theae is the source of this 588-nucleotide messenger RNA. RefSeq names its product gluconokinase. The transcript has a single exon. Lineage: Eukaryota; Fungi; Ascomycota; Pichiomycetes; Serinales; Debaryomycetaceae. The record is from RefSeq and is a predicted model, not a curated record. Bases 1 to 588 code for a protein of 195 amino acids. Gene Ontology annotation, cellular component: cytoplasm. Gene Ontology annotation, molecular function: gluconokinase activity.